Paramecium pentaurelia is the source of this 1555-nucleotide messenger RNA. The record is from the annotation of a GenBank genome assembly. NCBI's taxonomy places the organism in Eukaryota, Ciliophora, Oligohymenophorea, Peniculida, Parameciidae.
GAUGUUAAAUCAAAGUGAUAUUAAUAACGUAGAGAAUGUAAUUUAAUAGGUUAUUGAUUCUCUUUCGAUUUGUAGGCAAAGGAUAGAAGAAUUACACAUUGAAAAAGAGUCACAUGAUAAAAUGAAGGAAAAUAUGGACUUAAUUAAAUCUAGCUAACAAGAUUUUCAUCAUAUAAUUAACGAAUAUUUUAAGGUAGUUGGAGAGAAUUUUAGAACUUUGUAAAGUAGAUACCCAAAUUCUGAAGUUAAAAGUAUUUAAAAUACUAAUGUUAGAGGAUGUAAUUUCACGAUUAGAUGAAUAUACAUAAAUUUUAGAUAAUUAAGCCAUAAAAUUAGCUGAAAAUUAAUACACAUAAAAGGAUUAUGAAUACUUUACAUCAUAAAAUUAUCCAAAAUUAAUGUAUUUUAUUCUAAUAUAUGUUUUAGAGAUGAUUCAUCGAAAGAAAUUGAUGAAUUAGCAACUUAUUCAUAAAAAACAAGUAGAUAAGAUCAAGAUUUAUUACCUUAAGUUAAAGUUAAUCAUAGAGUUGUAGAAGGCUUAUAUUUAACACUGAAUGAUUAUGCUUCAGUAUAAUGGAGUGGUGAUAUACCUGUUGAAAAUUGUCAUAAACCAAUAAUUGAAUCUAAAGGAGGAAUUGCAUUGAAUCAUUUAAUUAUUUUAGAUGAACGUCAUCUUUAAUAUGGACUUUAUGAUAUUGCCACUAAUUAGUAUUAAGUUCAUUAAUAUAAUUCAAAAGUGAAUAUUAAUUAUUCACCAACUGUUGUAUAAGGAGAAUCCGGCUAAACUUAUCUAAUAGGAGGAGUUACUUAAUAAGGAUUAAUAAGUGCUUCAUUUAAUUAAUUGGAUGUUAAUUCUGGUUAAAUUACUAGUUUACCAGAUAUGAAUGUUAAAAGAGUUGGUUGUAGUAGUAUUCUCAUUAGAGAAGGAGAUUGUUAAUAUCUUUAUGUGAUUGGUGGAAAAUCAUGUAGCAAAGUGAAAACUAAAUUAUGUGAAAGAUUCAAUUUUACAACCUAAAAAUGGGAAUUUAUUACAAAAAUGAAUCAUGCAAGGUCUAAUUCAGCAAUUGCAAAACAUGAUGAUUAUAUUUAUGUUUUCUUUGGAAUAGAUUCUGAAAAUUAGAAUUCAAACGUUAUAGAAAGAUAUAAUUAUGGUAACACAAAAACUUGGGAAAUAAUUGGAAUUUAAAAUUCAUUACCAGGAUUUGACAGUUCAAAUUGCUCAGCAAUCUCUAUCAACUAAAGUUAGAUUUUGUUAUUGGGAGGAAUCAGAUAUAGUAUCAUAUUCAAUGAUUAAAUGUACUUUAAUCGAAAAUUACUUACAUUAAACACAACGAACAGUACAUUUUCGGUAUUGGAUAAUUAAUUGCCAAUUGAUUUUAUACCUUACUCUCAUAUGGUUAUUUAUAACAAUGAGAUAUAUGCUAUUGGAUAUACAAUGAAGUAAGUUGAAGUUAAACCAACCCUUUUUUUAGAUGGAGGCUUUGUAUUAAAAAUUAGUAAAGAUUAUGUAAAAAUUCUGAAAUAUAUACCAGCAUAUUAAGAUAAAUAAAAUUGA